CUCAAAAUAUUUCUCACGCAAGCCCCAGACAUGUGCUCCAGCGCCGUAUUUGAGGAAGGAGUCGACAUUCUUCUUCGUGCUAUAGACCAAACGCAUCAAGGGCAGCAAUACCUUCUGUUAUGAACAAAGAAGAAUUGUAGUAGUUCUAGUUCUACCAGCACACGUCGUCGAAGAUGUUCUCACUUCACGCAUAGUAGUUGUAAGUUGUAGUUCUUGUGCUUAAAACUGCGAAUAGGAAGUCGAAGAUGAGGCAUUUUCUACUCUUUGUCCCUUGUUCUGAAACAUAAUAUUUUCUACCAGCAAGCCUUUCCCAAUCUCACGUUAAUUUUGAAUGCGGAGGAGCCUGCGUUGAUUGUGCUUGGAUGUUUGGAAUUGGUCCUUCGAGAGGGCAAGGAGGUGUCCCGCCGUUUCAUCCGGCAGCACGCAGAGACGGCAAGUGUGUUGCUGCAUAAGCUCGACCAAGUCUUGCGCGUUCCCAAUGCAGACCGGCGAUUGUUCGAGCUCGGGAUGGAAAUUGCGGAGCUGUUUUACCAGGAC
Amoebophrya sp. A25 is the source of this 537-nucleotide messenger RNA. The record is from the annotation of a GenBank genome assembly. Lineage: Eukaryota; Dinophyceae; Syndiniales; Amoebophryaceae.